AUGUCGAGCCAGCAGAGCGCGACAGACAGCAAGGGCAAAUCUGGAUCGAAGAACAAGCAGAACCCCAAAAACGUUAGUAAUGAGAGCAGCGGAGUCGCCAAGUCUUCUUUGAUUCCCGUUUCCGUUCGCGCGCCCCGAGCUUCGGAACCCACUGCGAGCGCACGAGCAUCAUCCGAUUCUCCCUCUGUCUCCUCCUCCAGCUCUCAGGCGAAGCGCGCAUCUGCCUCUUUGGGCGUUGCAGACUCCCGAUCACCUAGCAGAUUGCGUGCUCCUUCACCUCGCCUCUCUGCGCCAAGAGGCGCUUCUCCCGAACCAGACGCGGCGUCAGCGAACACAUCGCCGCCUGUUCCGUCUUCUCCAUCUCGACCAGUGUCCCCGUCUGGCGCUCCUCGAACGUCUUCCAUACCACGCAUUCGAUCAUCAGGAACUCUGCGCUCACCCUCUUCCUCUUCUUCUCUUUCCGCUCCCGAUCGCUCUCCCUCGCGCAUACCUUCCUCGCCACGCCUCGCGCCUCCUUCGCCCUCAUCAUCUACCACCUUGCUUGCCGGCUCUGCUCGUCCAAAUUCCCCUUCUUUGAUACCGUCGCCCGCUUCACCUUCUCGAUCGCCGCGCUCCGCGUCUCCACUCCACCCUUCCCGAUCUCCCUCCGCCUCUCUUGCAUUUGCUGCUGGUGCCUCCACUAACACCGCAUCACAACACUCGCCGGGUGCUCAGCAAAGCAACCCGAACAAUAAGCCCACUGCUAAGCCCGAGACGCCAAACAACGCGCUGCCUCAGCCAGCCCUGAGCUCCGACGCUCCCCCGCAGCCCGCUCCAGAGAACGAAACAUGGCACCGAGGCACUGGACACAUUGCGCCAUCUUCCAAGCCUCCUGUGGGAGGACCUAAUGCUCAAAACGCUCCGGAGCCGAGUCAUGCAGGCGAAGAACCCGAGUUGAUCGAGAUGGACAAGAGCGAGCUGACGCCCAAGGUCGCACCUGAAGAGUUGGCCAGACGCAAGGUGGCCGAUGCGAAGAAGGAGCAAGUCAAAGAUCAGACUUCGGAACAGAGCCGCAGCGAGGACAAGCCGUCUGAGCAGCAAAGAGGCGCAGAGCAACCCAAGCAGGAUCGGCAAAAGGAAGCGCAGACGAAACUCGACGACAGGCCCCCGCAGAAGGACGGCGCUCCGAAUCAGGAAGCGCAGAAGAGCGACGCUCCGCAGCAACCGUCGAACGCUUCUGCCCCAUCGGCAUCCAAACCUGCCGAGAAGACUGCUGCACCGCCUAUCGAGUUUGUUGCGCUCUCUCGCUCUGUACAUGUUCACCGACCUGCACCUCAACACAGAACGACGAAGCUUAGAACAGAGGAGCCUCCGUUGCAACCUCUCGAUUGCAGUCCGCAGGUCGUGCUGAUCUUCGGGUGAGUGUCGACGCGCGCGGAAAUCGAUGAUGUGUGCGUGCACCUGUCAAAUCUCGCUCUAUGUGCUGAUGAGCGAUCUGCGCUUGCUACAUCGCUUGCAGCUGGAUGGACGCCCCGCUACGUCUCGUCUCGCGCUACGCAGCGCCUUACGCUGCAUUGUAUCCAAGAGCUACGCUAGUCCUCAAGCUCUCGACAGGACAGUCAUACAUGGCCUCCGCGGCUGCACGACACGCGGCGCUUCAGAGCGUGGUCAAGGUGUUGCAAGAGGAAGGAGCAAGAGAAAACUCGAUUGCUGAGCUCCAUGACCAGUACGAGGAGAGGCGAGAGAAUCAAGGACUGCUUACGAUGGACACGCAGAAGGUCAGGGAGAUGGAAGAACAGGGAAGACCCAAGAGCAGCUUCACUCCUCCACCCAAAGGCAUGAUCAUUCACAGCUGUGAGUCGAGCCUAGCGGAAGGGGCAGGUCCUAUGAACGACACGUCUGACGUUUUCACUUUCAUGUAUCGCGCUGCGCACAGUCUCCGAUGGAGGUGCAUCGAACCUCUCGCAGCUGCUUUCCAUGCUUCCAGCAGAUGUGCCCGCUCCUCGUGCUGUCAUCUUUGACUCGAGUCCGGGCAAGCAGACGGCAUGGUCAGGAGCGACAGCCUUCACCAUGCCGAUGGCCAAGUCGAUCUUGCUUCGUGCCGUAGUGAGGUCAGGACUUUACGCUUUCCUGACCUUCGUCCUCGCUUUCAAGCGUCUAUUCGGCAUGAGGACGUGGAGCGACUUGGUGCGUGCUGCUCUGAACUCUCCGAAGAGGUGGACACCAGGCUUGGAGACUCGAACGAUACAAGGUAGCGGAUCCAAUCGAAAGCUGGACAAGACUGCCAAGAAUGGAAGCGCUGCGACGGAUACGUCGCCAGAAGCGGCCAAACUUCCACCCAGAUUGUACUUGUACAGCAAGAUCGACGAGUUGAUAGAGUAUGAAGCCGUCGAGGCGCAUGCCGCCGAGUGCAGCAAGAAGCUAUCCGCUCCGCAGCCCAAACCUCAACAGAUCAAAAAGGGCUCCUCGGCAGCUCCUUCGGAAGAGGAAAAGAAGAGUGGCGCAAAGCCUCCCAACGUUUCUGCGCCCGUAAAUCUGGUCAGGUGGGACGAUGCUCCUCAUUGCGGUAUUGCACGAAACGACUUUAAGGGUUAUUGGUCCACAGUCCGCAGCUUCCUCGAUGCUCACAUCAUCUAA
Molecule: messenger RNA, 2616 nt
Organism: Ceraceosorus bombacis
Lineage: Eukaryota; Fungi; Basidiomycota; Exobasidiomycetes; Ceraceosorales; Ceraceosoraceae
Source: the annotation of a GenBank genome assembly